Messenger RNA from Thalassophryne amazonica, 1255 nucleotides. It is a transcript of the gene glod5, whose product is annotated as glyoxalase domain containing 5. The coding region runs from base 1 to 675 and encodes 224 amino acids. NCBI's taxonomy places the organism in Eukaryota, Metazoa, Chordata, Actinopteri, Batrachoidiformes, Batrachoididae. The transcript is spliced from 5 exons. The record is from RefSeq and is a predicted model, not a curated record.
AUGGCUCUGUGGAUGAGCAGGAACACUGAUCAAGGGAAGGAAUCGGCAUCACCACAUGCCAUCUUGUCAUGUGUCGUUUCACUCAUUGCCAGUUAUUACUCCCCUGUAUGGGCGAAGGAGCAGGAAGUGUCCGAGUCCAGUUCUUCACAGGUUUCUGUUCGAUCAUGGUGCUGUGUGCAGCUGGAAGCCGUUUGUCGUUCUUGCAGAGGACAUGUUUUAAGGCUGUCUCCACGCAAACAAGAGUUGAAAUUCAAAAGCACCAAGUGUCCAGUUGAAGUCACCCACCUGGACCACUUAGUUCUCACAGUGAAAAGUGUACCAGACACCGUCAACUUUUACACCUCAGUUCUUGGCAUGGAGGAGAUCACGUUCAAGGGGAAUCGUAAGGCGCUGGCCUUUGGACAGCAGAAGAUUAACCUCCACCAGCUGGGUCAGGAGUUUGAGCCCAAAGCCAAGCUUCCAACAUCAGGCUCUGCGGACCUGUGCCUCAUCACCAGAACCCCUCUGUCCACUGUAGCGGCGCACCUGAAGGAUUGUGGGGUGCAGAUAGAGGAGGGUCCUGUGCAGAGGAGUGGAGCUGUGGGGACCAUCAGCUCUCUGUACUUCCGAGAUCCAGAUGACAAUCUGAUCGAAGUGUCAAACUACAUACAGACAGUGUCACCUGGAUCCACUUGAGAGCUUUACGAAAUGGAUAUGAUUGGUCAAGUUUUAGCCCAAACAUUCCUGAUAGUCUAAACAAUUCCUGCACUAGUUUGAGACUUGAAGUGACCUUAUAGUCAACAUUACAGCGUAGUACUGUGGAUCAGUGGCCUGCUAUUUGAUUUUGCAAGGAAAAGUACAUUUUAUGUUUUGCAGUAAUAUAUUCAGAUUCGGAAAAGUAUUUGUGUGUGUGAAAUACUUUGUUUCUUAGUUAAAAAUCAGUUUCAUUAUCUUUCACCAAAACAUCAAAUCUAGGCUUGAGGCUUGCAUCUCACAUGUACCUUCUGGCAAAUUGUAGCUGAAAUUUCAGGUCUUCUUUUUAAGAAAAUUCUCCUCUAUACCAACUUCAUCAUGAAGUUGUACAGUUGGGGAUACAAAAUGCAAAACAUGCACUGUGCACAAUUUCUCCAAUCACAGCCAGAGAAGCAGAGAACUCCUUCUGGGUUCUCUGUGUGUCUUGGUGGCUUUCUUCACUCUUCUCCUUGCACAGUGCUUCUUGCAUUUAUCAUAGAGUGCCAUACUGUUUGUAUUUGUUCAUAAUUGAUGUAACUAAAGU